This is a messenger RNA of Fulmarus glacialis (Northern fulmar), 2124 nucleotides long. It is a transcript of the gene DDHD2, whose product is annotated as DDHD domain containing 2. The transcript has 16 exons. Gene Ontology annotation, cellular component: COPII-coated ER to Golgi transport vesicle. Gene Ontology annotation, molecular function: metal ion binding; triacylglycerol lipase activity; protein binding. The coding region runs from base 1 to 2124 and encodes 707 amino acids. The record is from RefSeq and is a predicted model, not a curated record. Lineage: Eukaryota; Metazoa; Chordata; Aves; Procellariiformes; Procellariidae.
AUGUCCGCUCAGGAGCGGCAACAGGCGCAGCCCCCCGUGCCCGCCUCCUCGGAGGCUGCGGAGCUGGACGCCGCAAACGGAUACGAAGCGGUUGUUCCCCACUGGUUCUACUGCAAGGUCACGGACUCCAGGGAGCGAUGGAUCCCCUUCAGCACGCAGGACUCGGAGAGGCUGGAGGAGGCUCACGGCUCAGGGAGAGACAAAGAAGAUCUGGUUGUCCCAACAUCAGGGGGGAGGUACGACGUGCAUCUGAAGAAGAGGCAGCGUGUCGCAGUGUACUGGGAGGAGGAGGUAUCUGAAGUGCGUCGCUGCACCUGGUUUUACAAGGGAGACAAGGACAAUAAGUAUAUUCCCUACUCGGAGACCUUCAGCGAAGAACUGGAGGAAGCUUACAUGAUUGCUGUGACCCUGGAUGAGUGGAAGAAGAAACUGGAGUCCCCUAGCAGGGAAAUCAUUAUCUUGCACAACCCAAAGCUGAUGGUGCACUACCAUCCGGUUGCCACCUCCGAUGAUUGGGGCUCAACUCCUACGGAACAAGGUCGACCUCGGACUGUGAAGAGAGGAGUAGAAAACAUCGCUGCUGAGAUCCCCAAUGGAGAGCCGCUGCAGAUUGAUCACCUGGUUUUUGUGGUGCACGGGAUCGGCCCAGCGUGCGACAUUCGGUUCAGGAGCAUCAUCCAGUGCGUGAAUGACUUCAGGAACGUUUCCCUGAGCAUGCUGCAAGCGCACUUCAAGAAAGCCCAGGAGCAGCAGCAGAUCGGCCGGGUGGAGUUCCUACCUGUCAACUGGCACAGCUCCCUCCACUCCACCGGGGUGGACGUUGACCUGGAGCGAAUCACUUUGCCGAGCAUCAAUCGCCUGCGUCACUUCAUCAACGACACCAUCCUGGACGUUUUCUUUUACAACAGCUCCACCUAUUGCCAGACCAUCGUGGACACGGUGGCAUCGGAAAUGAACCGCCUGUACCAGCUCUUCCUGCAGAGGAACCCGCUCUUCAAAGGGGGGGUCUCCAUUGCGGGGCACAGCUUGGGGUCGCUCAUUUUGUUUGAUCUCCUGACGAACCAGAAGGCUGCUCCCGAGGAGGACGAGCACAGCAAAGAGGGGUCCAGGACAACCUCAAGCAACAGGGGUAUUGAGGAAGUAAAAGAAAUCCUGAAGAAGCUGGAGCUGUCCGAAUAUUGCGAAGUUUUUGAGAAGGAGAAAAUGGACAGGCAAGCACUGUUCUUGUGCACAGAGAAAAACCUUAAAGAAAUGGGAAUUCCCUUAGGACCAAGAAUGAAGAUACUUCAUUACAUCAGCUCCAAGAUGGAGAUGCAGGACCAGAGUGCAGGAGCUCCCAGGCACAGUGGGGAGCGCGGAGCGGAGCCUGGGUCCCCACUGCAGCACGACCCGGACAGCACAGACGAUGGCAGGAAUUGCCAAUACCGGGACAUUGGCUUAGGACAGGUCUCGGCAAACUAUCCUCAGCUAAACUACAAGCCCACCAUCUUCUUUGCUUUUGGGUCUCCCAUCGGGAUGUUUCUCACGGUGCGAGGAGUGAAGCGGAUCAACCCAAACUACAGCCUACCCACCUGCAAAGGCUUCUUCAACAUCUUCCACCCUUUUGACCCGGUGGCGUACAGGAUAGAGCCCAUGAUCGUCCCAGAUCUGGAGUUUGAGCCCAUGCUGCUGCCUCACCACAAGGGCAGGAAGAGAAUGCACCUAGAGCUGAAAGAAGGGCUGACUCGCAUGAGCGUGGACCUGAAGAACAACUUGCUGGGGUCCCUGCGGGUAGCCUGGCAGUCCUUCCCUCGAGCCCCGCUGCCGGCCGUGGAGGCGGCGAGUACCGACGCCGAAGCGGAGGCAGAGACCGGCGUGGAGAAGCAGCCAGACGCAAAGCCAGACGAGACCCCCGCAGCAGUGAAGGAAGAGGCCUCCCUCAUUAAUGUGGGGAGGCUGAACGGAGGGAAUCGCAUAGACUACGUGCUGCAGGAGAAGCCAAUAGAGAGCUUUAACGAGUAUUUAUUUGCACUACAAGGGCAUCUCUGCUAUUGGGAGUCAGAAGACACCGUUCUGCUGGUUCUGAAGGAGAUCUACCAGACACAAGGUAUUACACUGGAUCAACCUUUGCCAGGAAGCCAAUGA